This is a messenger RNA of Penicillium vulpinum, 477 nucleotides long. RefSeq lists its product as uncharacterized. The coding region runs from base 1 to 477 and encodes 158 amino acids. Lineage: Eukaryota; Fungi; Ascomycota; Eurotiomycetes; Eurotiales; Aspergillaceae. The record is from RefSeq and is a predicted model, not a curated record. The transcript has a single exon.
AUGUCAGGUCGAGUAUGUCCCCAGCAUGGCGCAUCUCGUGAAAGACGAAUUGAUCCUGAUUACCGUGACAUUUACGUUCAAAUUUGCAAGCCGGGAGGUAACGGUGCCAUCCAUUGGAUGAUCGUUAUAAAGUGGCCAGGUGCUGAUCGUGGCACCCGGCUGCACAGCGUUGGCUCGAAGGGUAAUCGUCAGUUGUCCAUUGAAUCUGAUAAGAGGUUUGAUAGUGCAUCAGUCGAAACCACACACUAUCUUGGUCAGAUUUACGCAAGCGAGAGUCCUAUUGUCCGAUCGGAGGCUAAAAGGAUUCCACUGCAGAGCUGCCAACUCUGGGCUUGUUAUUUGAUUCUCAGACUUGAGCGUAAGGGACUGCUCCAAAAUGGUUUAUACGAUCAUUAUAUGAACUGCUAUAGUCAUAGACGUGAUGAAGAUUAUGGACCGGGACAUGAUAUUGAAUGUCGGGCUCAUUAUAGAUAUUAG